ACUAUGACAGUCACUUUGAUGUGGACAAGGGCACCGGAACCAUCAUCAUUGCCAAACCCCUGGAUGCAGAACAGAAAUCAAACUACAACCUCACAGUUGAGGCUACAGAUGGAACCACCAUAAUCCUUACUCAGGUAUUCAUCAAAGUGAUAGAUACAAAUGAUCAUCGUCCUCAGUUUUCUUCAUCAAAAUAUGAAGUUGUUAUUCCAGAAGAUACGGUUCCAGAAACAGAAAUUUUGCAAAUCACCGCUAUGGAUAAGGAUGAGAAAAACAAGCUCAUCUACACUCUGCAGAGCAGUAUAGACCCAUUGAGUCUCAAGAAAUUCCGUCUUGAUCCUGCAACUGGCUCUCUCUGUACUUCUGAAAAACUUGAUCAUGAAACUGCACACCAGCAUGUGCUUACAGUUAUGGUCCGGGAUCAGGAUGUACCUGUAAAACGCAACUUUGCAAGAAUUGUCAUUAAUGUCAGUGACACGAAUGACCAUGCACCAUGGUUCACCAGUUCCUCCUAUGAAGGGCGGGUGUACGAAUCAGCUGCUGUCGGCUCGGUUGUGUUGCAGGUUACAGCUCUGGACAAAGACAAAGGGCAAAAUGCUGAAGUGCUGUAUUCCAUUGAGUCAGGAAAUAUCGGAAAUUCUUUUACAAUUGAUCCUAUCUUGGGCUGUGUAAAAACUGCCAAAGAAUUAGAUCGAAGUAACCAAAUACAAUAUGAUUUGAUGGUAAAAGCUACGGAUAAAGGCAAUCCACCAAUGAGUGAAAUGACUUCUGUACAUAUUAUUGUUACAGUGGCUGACAAUGCCUCCCCUAAGUUUACAUCAAAAGAAUACUCUAUUGAAAUUAGUGAAGCUGUCAGCAUUGGAAGUUUUGUUGGAAUGGUUACAGCCCAUAGUCAGUCAUCAGUGGUAUAUGAAAUAAAAGAUGGAAAUACAGGUGAUGCUUUUGAUAUUAAUCCACAUUCUGGAAGUAUCGUCACUCAGAAAGCCCUGGAUUUUGAAACUUUGCCCAUUUAUACAUUGACUAUACAAGGAACCAACAUGGCUGGUUUGUCUACCAAUACAACUGUUCUGGUGCAUUUACAGGAUGAGAAUGACAACUUACCAGUUUUUAUGCAGGCAGAAUAUUCAGGACUCAUUAGCGAAUCAGCUUCAAUCAAUAGCGUGAUCCUAACAGACAAGAAUGUUCCACUAGUGAUUCGAGCAGCUGAUGCUGAUAAAGAAUCAAAUGCUUUGCUUGUUUAUCACAUUGUUGAGCCAUCUGUACACAAAUAUUUUGCUAUUGAUUCUAGCACUGGUGCCAUUCAUACAGUACUAAGUUUGGACUAUGAAGAGACAAGUGUUUUUCACUUUACUGUACAAGUGCAUGACAUGGGAACACCACGUUUAUUUGCUGAGUAUGCAGCUAAUGUGACUAUACAUGUAAUUGACAUCAAUGAUUGCCCUCCUGUGUUCUCCAGAUCAUUAUAUGAAACAUCUCUUUUGUUGCCAACCUACAAAGGCGUAAAAGUAAUCACAGUAAAGGCUACAGAUGCUGAUUCCAGUGCAUUCUCACAGUUAAUAUACUCCAUCACUGAAGGUAACAUUGGGGAGAAGUUUUUUAUGGACUACAAGACUGGCAGUAUAACCGUUCAAAACACAACUCAGUUAAGAAGCCGCUAUGAGUUAACCAUUCGAGCUUCUGAUGGCAGAUUUGCCAGCUUUACCUCUGUGAAAAUUAACGUGAAAGAAAGCAAAGAAAGUCAACUUAAGUUUACCCAGGAUUUCUACUCUGCAGUAGUGAAAGAGAACUCCACAGAAGCCAAGACACUAGCUGUCAUUACUGCUAUUGGGAAUCCAAUCAAUGAGCCUUUGUUUUAUCACAUCCUCAACCCAGAUCCCAGAUUUAAAAUCAGCCACACUUCAGGAGUGCUGUCAACCACUGGUAUCCUGUUUGAUCGUGAGCAUCAGGAAGCGUUUGAUGUGGUUGUUGAAGUGACACAAGAACAUAAACCUUCAGCAGUGGCCCAUGUUGUUGUGAAAGUCACUGUCGAAGACCAAAAUGACAAUGCACCAGUGUUUGUUAAUCUUCCUUACUAUGCUGUUGUUAAGGUGGAUACCGAGGUGGGUCAUGUCAUUCGCUCCGUUACUGCUGUCGACAGAGACAGUGGCAGAAAUGGCGAAGUACACUACCACCUUAAGGAACAUCAUGACCACUUUCAAAUUGGACCAACUGGUGAAAUUUCACUGAAAAAGCAAUUUGAACUUGAUACCUUAAAUAAAGAAUAUCUUGUCACAGUGGUUGCAAAAGAUGGAGGAAACCCAGCUUUCUCAGCUGAAGUUAUAGUUCCAAUCACUGUUGUGAAUAAAGCCAUGCCGGUGUUUGAAAAACCUUUUUACAGUGCAGAGAUUCCAGAGAAUAUCCAGGUGCAUAGCCCAGUUGUCCACAUACAAGCCAGUAGUCCAGAAGGGUUGAAGGUGUUCUAUAGCAUCACAGAUGGAGAUCCUUUCGGCCAGUUUACCAUCAACUUCAAUACUGGAGUUAUAAACGUCAUAGCUCCUCUGGAUUUUGAGUCCCACCCAGCAUAUAAACUGAGCAUACGAGCAACUGACUCCUUGACUGGUGCUCAUGCUGAAGUCUUUGUUGACAUAAUAGUAGAAGACAUCAACGAUAACCCUCCUAUGUUUGUGCAGCAGUCUUAUGCUGCAACCCUGUCUGAGGCAUCUGUAAUUGGAACAUCUGUUGUUCAAGUUAGAGCAACGGAUUCUGAUUCAGAACCAAACAGAGGAAUUUCAUACCAGAUGUUUGGAAAUCAUAGCAAGAGUCAUGACCAUUUUCACAUAGAUAGCAGCACUGGUCUCAUUUCACUAGUCAGAACUUUGGAUCAUGAACAGUUCCAGCAGCACAAGAUUUUUGUAAGGGCUGUUGAUGGUGGCAUGCCCCCACUGAGCAGCGAUGUGACUGUCACUGUGGAUGUCACUGACCUCAAUGAUAAUCCACCACUCUUUGAUCAACAGAUUUAUGAAGCCAAAAUUAGUGAGCAUGCCAUGCAUGGGCAUUUUGUGAUGUGUGUAAAAGCCUAUGAUGCAGACAGUUCAGACACAGACAAGUUGGAAUACUCUAUUCUAUCUGGCAAUGAUCAUAAAAAUUUUGUCAUUGACCAUGAAACAGGGAUUAUCACACUCUCAAACCUAAGGCGGCACACCUUGAAGCCGUUCUACAGUCUUAACAUUUCUGUUUCUGAUGGAGUUUUUAGAAGUUCAGCUCAGGUUCGUGUUACUGUAAUUGGAGGUAAUUUGCACAGUCCUGUUUUUCUUCAGAAUGAAUAUGAAGUAGAAUUAGCUGAAAAUGCUCCCUUACAUACUCUGGUGAUUGAGGUUAAGGCAACUGAUAGGGACCCUGGUGUUUAUGGUCACAUUACUUACCAUAUUGUAAAUGACUUUGCCAAAGACAGGUUUUACACAGAUGACAGAGGGCAGAUAUUUACUUUAGAAAAAUUUGAUCGAGAGACUCCAGCAGAGAAAGUAAUUGCAAUUCGCUUGAUGGCUAAGGAUGCUGGAGGAAAAGUUGCUUUCUGCACCAUUAAUGUCAUCCUUACAGAUGACAAUGAUAAUGCACCACAGUUUCGAGCAACCAAAUAUGAAGUGAACAUCGGAUCCAAUGCUGCCAAAGGGACGUCAGUCAUUAAAGUUUUUGCAAGUGAUGCUGAUGAGGGAUCCAAUGCUGAUGUCACUUACACCAUUGAAGCAGAUUCUGAAAGUGUUAAGGAGAAUUUGGAAAUUAACAAACUGUCUGGUGUAAUUACCACAAAGGAAAGUUUAAUUGGCUUAGAAAAUGAGUUCUUCACUUUCUUUGUUAGAGCUGUAGAUAAUGGGUCUCCGCCAAAAGAAUCAGUCGUUCCUGUCUAUGUUAAAGUAGUUCCACCAGAAAUUCAGCUUCCAAAAUUUUCAGAACCAUUUUAUACCUACACAGUUUCAGAAGACAUGCCAAUUGGAACGGAAAUAGAUCUCAUCCGAGCAGAACAUAGUGGAACUGUUCUUUACAGCCUAAUCAAAGGGAAUACUCCUGAAAGUAAUAGAGAUGACUUCUUUGUGAUUGACAGACAGAAUGGGAGACUGAAAUUGGAGAAGAGUCUUGAUCAUGAGACAACAAAGUGGUAUCAGUUUUCUGUCCUUGCCAGGUGCACUCGUGAUGAUUAUGAAGUGGUGGCUUCUGUAGACAUUAGUAUCCAAGUGAAAGAUGCAAAUGAUAAUAGCCCAGUAUUGGAGUCCAGUCCAUAUGAGGCAUUUAUUGUGGAAAACCUGCCAGGGGGAAGUCGAGUUAUUCAGGUCAGGGCAUCUGACCUAGAUUCUGGAACUAAUGGCCAAAUCAUGUAUAGUCUAGAUCAGUCACAAAGUACAGACAUCAUGGAAUCUUUUGCCAUUAACAUGGAAACAGGCUGGAUUACAACUCUGAAGGAACUUGACCAUGAAAAGAAAGACAAUUAUCAGAUUAAAGUGGUUGCAUCAGAUCAUGGUGAAAAGGUUCAGCUGUCCUCCACAACCCUUGUGGAUGUUACUGUCACUGAUGUUAAUGAUAAUCCACCACGGUUCACAGCAGAGAUUUACAAAGGAACUGUGAGUGAAGAUGAUCCUCCAGGUGGUGUCAUUGCCAUCUUAAGUACUACAGAUGCUGAUUCUGAAGAGAUUAAUAGACAAGUCACGUACUUCAUAACAGGUGGGGAUUCUUUGGGACAGUUUGCAGUUGAGAAUAUACAGAAUGAAUGGAAGGUCUAUGUAAAGAAACCUCUAGAUAGGGAAAAAAGAGACAAUUACCUUCUGACAAUCACAGCGACUGAUGGGACCUUUUCAUCAAAAGCCAUAGUUGAAGUGAAAGUUCUUGAUGCAAAUGACAACACUCCAGUUUGUGAAAAGACUUUAUAUUCAGACACCAUUCCUGAAGACACCCUUCCUGGGAAACUGAUCAUGCAGGUCUCUGCUACCGAUGCAGAUAUCCGUUCCAAUGCUGAAAUUACUUACACAUUAUUUGGUUCAGGUUCUGAAAAAUUCACACUAAAUCCAAGCACAGGGGAACUGAAAACAUUGGCCUCCCUUGACCGUGAGGAACAAGCAGUUUAUAACCUUCUAGUCAAGGCCACAGAUGGAGGUGGAAGAUUCUGUGAAGCUAAUAUUGUGCUCACACUAGAAGAUGUGAAUGAUAAUGCCCCUGAAUUCACUGUUGAUCCGUACACCAUCACUGUGUUUGAAAACACAGAACCUGGGACACUGUUGACGAGAGUGCAGGCCACAGAUCCAGACGCAGGAUUGAAUCGAAAGAUUUCCUACUCACUGAUUGAUUCUGCUGAUGGGCAGUUCUCCAUUAAUGAAUUAUCUGGAAUUAUUCAAUUAGAAAAGCCUUUGGAUAGAGAACUACAGGCAGUAUAUACCCUGACUUUGAAAGCUGUAGACCAUGGUUUGCCAAGGAGGUUGACAGCUACUGGUACUGUUGUGGUGUCAGUUUUGGAUAUAAAUGACAACCCGCCUGUGUUUGAGUACCGUGAAUAUGGUGCCACAGUGUCUGAGGACAUUCUCAUUGGGACAGAAGUUCUUCAAGUCUAUGCAGCAAGUCGGGAUAUUGAAGCAAAUGCAGAGAUCACCUACUCCAUAAUAAGUGGAAAUGAACAUGGAAAGUUCAGCAUAGAUUCUAAAACAGGUGCCAUAUUCAUCAUUGAGAAUCUGGAUUAUGAAAGGUCCCAUGAGUAUUACCUGACAGUUGAAGCCACUGAUGGAGGCACACCUUCAUUGAGUGAUAUGGCAACUGUGAACAUUAAUGUCACAGACAUCAAUGAUAACACCCCAGUGUUCAGCCAAGACACUUAUACAACAGUGAUCAGUGAAGAUGCAGUUCUUGAGCAGUCUGUCAUUACGGUUAUGGCUGACGAUGCUGAUGGACCUUCAAACAGCCACAUCCACUACUCAAUUAUAGAAGGCAAUCAGGGAAGUCCAUUUACAAUUGACCCUGUGAAGGGAGAAGUGAAAGUAACCAAACUUCUAGACCGUGAAACAAUUUCAGGCUACACGCUCACGGUUCAAGCUUCCGACAAUGGCCGUCCACCCAGAGUCAACACAACCACUGUGAACAUCGAUGUGUCUGAUGUCAAUGACAAUGCUCCCAUCUUCUCCAAGGGCAACCACAGUAUAAUCAUCCAGGAAAACAAGCCAGUGGGUUUCAGUGUCCUGCAGCUAGUAGUGACAGACAAGGAUUCUUCUCACAAUGGCCCACCCUUCUUCUUUACUAUUGUGAGUGGAAAUGACGACAAAGCGUUUGAAGUGAACCAGCAAGGAGUUCUCCUGACGGCGGCUGUGAUAAAGAGGAAAGUAAAGGACCAUUACUUCCUGCAUGUUAAGGUGGCAGAUAAUGGAAAACCUCAGCUGUCAUCUUUGACAUACAUUGACAUUAGGGUUGUUGAGGAAAGUGUCCAUCCGCCUGCCAUUUUGCCACUAGAGAUUUUCAUUACUGCAUUUGGAGAGGAGUACUCAGGUGGUGUCAUUGGGAAGAUCCAUGCAACAGACCAAGAUGUGUAUGACACUUUAACCUACAGUCUCGAUCCCCAGAUGGACAAGCUGUUUUCUAUUUCCAGCACAGGGGGUAAGCUGAUCGCACACAAAAAGCUAGAUAUAGGGCAGUACCUUCUUAAUGUCAGCGUGACAGAUGGAAAAUUUACAACAGUGGCUGACAUCACAGUGCAGAUCAGACAGAUAACACAGGAGAUGUUGAAUCAUACCAUUGCUAUUCGCUUUGCCAAUCUCACUCCAGAAGAAUUUGUCGGCGACUACUGGCGCAACUUCCAGCGAGCUCUACGGAACAUCCUGGGCACAAGGAGGAAUGACAUACAGGUUGUUAGUUUGCAGCCCUCUGAACCUCAUCCGCACCUGGAUGUCUUACUUUUUGUAGAGAAAUCAGGUAGUGCUCAGGUUUCAACAAAUCAACUUCUGCACAAAAUUAAUUCUUCUGUGACUGAUAUCGAGGAAAUCAUUGGUGUUAGGAUACUGGAUGUGUUCCACAAGCUCUGUGCAGGACUGGAUUGCCCUUGGAAAUUCUGUGACGAAAAGUUAUCUGUGGAUGAAAAUGUUAUGUCAACACAUAGCACAGCCAGACUGAGUUUUGUGACUCCCCGCCACCAUAGAACUGCUGUGUGUCUCUGCAAAGAGGGGAACUGCCCACCUGUUCACCAUGGGUGUGAAGAGAAUUCUUGCCCAGUGGGAUCAGAAUGUGUUGCUGAUCCCAGAGAGGAAAAGUAUACUUGUGUGUGUCCUGGUGGCAGGCCUGGUCAGUGCCCAGGGAGUUCAUCUAUAACAUUUACUGGAAACAGCUUUGUAAAAUACCGUCUCAUGGAAAAUGAAAACAAACUAGAAAUGAAACUGUCAAUGAGACUCAGAACCUACUCUACCCAUGCAGUCGUAGUGUAUGCUCGUGGAACUGACUACAGUAUCUUGGAGAUUCAUAAUGGAAGACUGCAGUACAAAUUUGACUGUGGAAGUGGCCCUGGAAUUGUCUCUGUUCAGAGCAUUCAAGUCAAUGAUGGGCAGUGGCAUGCAGUGACUCUUGAAGUGAAUGGAAAUUAUGCCAGAUUGGUUCUAGACCAAGUUCACACUGCAUCAGGCACAGCCCCAGGGACUCUGAAAACCCUGAACCUGGAUAACUAUGUGUUUUUUGGUGGCCAUAUCCGCCAGCAAGGAACAAGGCAUGGAAGAAGCCCCCAAGUCGGUAAUGGUUUCAGAGGAUGUAUGGACUCCAUUUAUUUGAAUGGACAGGAGUUGCCUUUAAAUAGCAAACCAAGAAGUUACGCACACAUGGAAGAGUCAGUGGAUAUAUCUCCUGGGUGUUUAUUAACAGCUACAGAGGACUGUUCAAGUAACCCUUGUCAGAAUGGAGGCACUUGCAAUCCAUCACCUACUGGAGGUUAUUACUGCAAGUGCAGUGCUUUAUUCAUAGGGACAUUCUGUGAAGUGAGCAUCAACCCGUGUUCCUCCAACCCCUGCCUCUAUGGUGGUACCUGCGUGGUAGACAAUGGAGACUUUGUUUGCCAAUGUAGAGGAUUAUAUACCGGUCAGAGAUGCCAGCUUAGUCCAUACUGCAAAGAUGAACCCUGUAAAAAUGGUGGAACAUGUUUUGACAGUUUGGACGGUGCUGUUUGUCAAUGUGAUUCAGGUUUUCGGGGAGAAAGGUGUCAGAGUGACAUUGAUGAAUGUGCUGGAAACCCCUGCCAUAAUGGGGCCCUUUGUGAGAACACACACGGCUCCUAUCACUGUAACUGCAGCCACGAGUACAGAGGAAAGCACUGCGAGGAUGCAACUCCCAACCUAUACGUAUCCACCCCAUGGAAUAUUGGCUUGGCUGAAGGAAUAGGAAUUAUUGUUUUUAUAGCAGGAAUAUUUUUACUGGUGGUGGUGUUUGUCCUCUGCCGAAAGAUGAUUAGUAGAAAGAAGAAACACCAGGCUGAACCUGAAGACAAGCACUUGGGACCAACCACAGCUUUCUUGCAAAGACCUUAUUUUGAUUCAAAGCUAAAUAAGAACAUUUACUCAGACAUACCACCCCAGGUGCCUGUCCGUCCUAUUUCCUACACUCCGAGCAUUCCAAGUGACUCUAGAAACAAUCUUGACCGGAACUCCUUUGAAGGAUCUACUAUCCCAGAGCACCCAGAAUUCAGUACUUUUAACCCAGAGUCUAUGCAUGGACACCGAAAAGCAGUGGCCGUUUGCAGUGUGGCCCCAAACUUGCCUCCCCCUCCUCCUUCCAACUCUCCUUCUGAUAGUGACUCAAUACAGAAGCCUAACUGGGACUUCGACUAUGACACUAAAGUGGUAGAUCUUGAUCCCUGUCUUUCCAAGAAGCCACUGGAGGAGAAGCCUUCCCAGCCAUACAGUGCCCGGGAGAGCCUGUCUGAAGUGCAGUCCCUAAGCUCCUUCCAGUCUGAGUCAUGUGAUGACAAUGGGUACCACUGGGAUACAUCAGAUUGGAUGCCAACUGUUCCUCUGCCAGAUAUACAGGAGUUCCCCAAUUACGAGGUUAUUGAUGAGCACACACCGCUCUACUCAGCAGAUCCCAAUGCCAUUGAUACUGACUAUUAUCCUGGGGGUUACGACAUUGAAAGUGAUUUUCCACCACCACCGGAAGACUUCCCUGCGCCUGACGAACUGCCACCAUUGCCUCCAGAAUUCAGUGAUCAGUUUGAAUCCAUACACCCACCCAGAGACGUGCCCGCUGCAGGUAGCUUGGGUUCUUCAUCCAGAAAUCUGCAGAGGUUCAACUUAAAUCAGUACCUGCCCAAUUUCUAUCCCGUCGAUAUGUCCAAACCUCAAAAACAAGGCACUGGUGAGAAUAGUACUUGUAGAGAACCGUAUGCCCCCUACCCUCCAGGGUAUCAAAGAAACUUUGAAGCCCCCACUAUCGAAAACAUGCCCAUGUCUAUGUACGCUUCCACAGCUUCCUGCUCUGAUGUGUCAGCGUGCUGUGAAGUGGAGUCUGAGGUCAUGAUGAGUGACUAUGAAAGUGGAGAUGACAGCCAUUUUGAAGAGGUAACAAUUCCUCCACUGGAUGCCCAGCAACAUACGGAAGUCUGACGCUCAGACUCCUCCCCAAAGUGCCUGGACUUUAAAGAAACCUAGCGAUGAUAUCUGUAAUCCUCUGCAUUGUUCUCUGAGAGCAGCAGUGCUUUCGCGCUUCUUUUCGGUGAGCUCCGAUGGGCAUGGCUGCACUGAAUCCCGCGCCUCUCCAUGUUAGCCAUCUCCAGCAUCCUAACCUACUGUAACCGGCCAAGAUGGCCGUUGGCUGUGCCAUUCCUGAGCAUCUUUUUGUACUUACAUUACAUUUGUCUGUGUUUAAAUAUGGAAUGAAAAUCAGUCCUACCACCUUGUUAGCAUGAUUCAUGUAUUUAUGUAGAUUUGAUUAUUUUAAUUUUCCUGUCUCCUCUUCUGUAAAUUUUAUGUACAGAUUUGAUUUUUUUUCAUAGUUUUAACUAGAUUGUCAAGAAUCUUUGUGCAUUUGUUUUCAGCUGAAUGUUGGUGGUGUUAGUCAUUAACUAGCACCCUGAUCAUUUUUUUUUUUUAAUAUGGUCAGGGUUUCACUAUAUGUUCCUUUCCACUACAGUAUGACAUUUCACUAACUCAUUUCAAUAUAAUCUUUUAUUUCUAGCUGUACAUAGAGGAUGAGGAAGAACACAUGGACAUGUCUUAAAUGGGUUGCUGUAUUUUAGGAUUAUAAACAUUUUUCGUUAUUGGAAAGUGUAAUGGGGACCUUCUGCAUAACUGUUUAGAACCAAAACCACCAUGACACAGUUUUUAUAGUGUCUGUAUAUUUGUGAUGCAAUAGUCUUGUAAAGGUUUUUACUAAAAACUAUCAUUAGCCAGUCUUUCUUACUGACAAUAAAUUAUUAAUAAAAUACUUUAGCUUUA
Messenger RNA from Castor canadensis (American beaver), 10409 nucleotides. It is a transcript of the gene Fat1, whose product is annotated as FAT atypical cadherin 1. Gene Ontology annotation, biological process: homophilic cell-cell adhesion. Lineage: Eukaryota; Metazoa; Chordata; Mammalia; Rodentia; Castoridae. Gene Ontology annotation, cellular component: plasma membrane; cell-cell junction. The record is from RefSeq and is a predicted model, not a curated record. Gene Ontology annotation, molecular function: calcium ion binding.